Molecule: messenger RNA, 1779 nt
Organism: Ustilago hordei
Lineage: Eukaryota; Fungi; Basidiomycota; Ustilaginomycetes; Ustilaginales; Ustilaginaceae
Exons: 4
Coding region: 1-1779 (592 amino acids)
Molecular function (GO): nitronate monooxygenase activity; acyltransferase activity, transferring groups other than amino-acyl groups
Source: RefSeq, a predicted model, not a curated record
AUGCUCGUCACUCCUCUUACCGAAAAGCUCGGCCUUCGUGUCCCCCUUGUUCAAGGUGGUAUGCAGUGGGUCGGUACCCCUGCUCUCGCUGCUGCUGUCAGCAAUGCUGGUGCUCUUGGUACUCUCACCGCCUUGACCCAGCCCUCGCCCGAAGCUCUUCGCAGAGCCAUCCGCGAGACCAAAUCUCUCAUUUCCGAGGACAUCAGGAAGGAGCGUGAGAACCACUAUGGCUCUUUCGCCGUCAACAUCACUCUUCUCCCUUCUAUCAACCCACCCGACUACGUCGGAUUCGCCAAAGCCGCCCUCGAGGAGGGUGUUCGCAUAUUUGAGACCGCUGGUAACAACCCAGGAGAGGUCAUCAAGGUUGUGAAGGAGGCUGGUGCUUACGUUAUUCACAAGUGCACUGCUGUUCGUCAUGCUCGCAGUGCCGAGCGCCUCGGUGCUGAUAUGCUUUCCAUCGACGGCUUUGAAUGUGCCGGUCACCCCGGUGAGGACGAUAUUGGUGGUCUCGUGCUCAUGGCUAGGGCUGCUGAGGAGCUCAAGAUUCCCUUCAUUGCUUCAGGUGGUAUCGCCAACGGUCAAGGUCUUGCCGCUGCUCUCGCUCUCGGUGCCGUCGGUGCCAACAUGGGUACUCGAUUCAUGUGCACAAAAGAGGCUGAGAUCCACGAGAACGUCAAGCGCGCUAUUGUCGAGUCGGACGAGCGCAACACUACCCAUAUCUUCCGAACCCUCCGCAACACUGCCCUCAAGGGCCCUUUCAUUGGCGACGACACGCAUGAUUCUAGCCACACUGCCUCAGAGCAGAGCAGUGCAUCAGCGGCUGACAGCGAGCCCGCACCAUCCACUCAACCCGCAGUAGAUCCAGACAAGCCGCCCGACAUCCUAGACCCAGGCCAGGCGCCCGACCACGAGUUGCAGCGUCAGGCCACGAAAGAAGGCGCAGUCGAGUUGCUCGGCACGCGCGAUCCUGAUAGCUACACCUUGCAGGAAAAGCAUCAGGACAAAUGGAAGGCGUGGGGCCUAGCCAAGAGCUAUCUCAACGACGAGAUCGACCAUGGCGCAGCAAACGUUCCGCUCGCCUGGCAAGCUUUCCUCACUGGCAUGGUCGACAUGUUGCUCUACAGUCGGUCCCAAGUUUGGCUUGCCUUUCAGACGGGAAACAUGGUCCAAUUCUCGUCUAAUAUCGCGCAGUUCAUCAUUCCUGGUGCUGAGCAGUUUCCUCUGCUCACCCUGCUGCGGAUUUUGAGUGUGGUCGGCUUCUUCUUGGGAUCUUUUAUCGGGUUUCAGCUGGGUAGGCGGAUCGGUCACCAAAGGCGGGUUUGGCUGAUCGUGUCGAGUGUCAUUCAGAGUGCUUUCCUCUUUGGAGGCGCUGGCAUCUUGCUCAGUCGGCCGAAAAGCGAGAUGCCGACCUUCGAAUGGUAUCCAGCGGUUAUUGUCCUGGUUGCUUUCUCGAUGGGCAUGCAGAGUAUCUUGGCGCAGAAGCUGGUUUCGCCGGCGUUUGCCACCACGGUCGCUUUCACCGCAACGUUGACGCAAAUCGCUUCAGAUCCGUACCUCUUCCAUUUGAUCCCAUCGGAGAAGACGAGAGGCAGGGAUCGAAGGAUGUUCGCGGUGCUUGCGCUUUGUGUUGGUGCUGGUGUAGGCGAGUCGCUUUUGCAUACAAGUGCCAACUUGAGUGGCGGACUGGCAAUCAGUGCUGGUUUCAAACUGGUGCUUGCCCUUCUUUGGCUUGUUCCUCGUGGCAAGAAGAGCGGGCCUGUCAAGGAGUCCAAAGCCUGA